UCUCUCCUUCUUGUGACACAAACAUUCGCGCACACGCGCGCACAUCCUUUAACUGUUUUUGUGUGAGAGAGGAUUAUGGGAUAUACUUUUUAUUUGUUUCGUUUCUUUGCUUCCUUUUUUUCCCCCGCUUCCUUUUUUCUUUCACUUCGGUAAAAUCUUUGUGGUUAAUGUUAGCAAUACGAACAUAACAUCGCCAUAGUAAACAAGGACUAAACUGUUUUGGUAGGAUUAUUUUCAUGUGGCUAAGAUCUGACACUGUGUCCGCCGAGGUCUGACCGGAUAGCUAAGCUGCUUUAGGGACAUUAACUUGACCGAAAGAGCCUCUCCUGAGCAGUGAUUCAUUGGAUGGAUGUAAUGUUUGAAUCGCAGACUACAAGUAUAAUUACAGCAGACAAAGCAAGUGGUCAAGGGGAAAAAAAAAAGAUUACACAUAGGUGUCGCUCUUAUUUAAAUCAGGCUAGUGAGCUGGAGUUUUCCCAGAAUCCUUGGAUGUAAAUAAAGGAAGUCGUAAUUGGCAUACCUGAACAAGACACCAGGCCUUGAACCCAGGACGAAGAAGGAAUCAUCAAAAGACUUGGCAAUGAGUCAUGCUGGCGCCUUAGUGUGAGCAACUUGUGGGUGCUAUUGGUAAAAACAAAACUUCAUGAGACUCGAACGAGUUUCUUUCACGUUAUUCUGUCGUCUGCCGAAGUUAUUUUUGCUUUUUUCAGUCGAACCCGCAGUCAGAGGUCACUAGGUCAGUCAGAAUUCAGAGGUCACUAGUGUUCAGUUCAUUAAUUUCCUCUGCGAUGCUUGUCUUUGACCUUGUUCAGCAAUGACUGAGGGAGGAGUCCGAGUUCCACAUUAUCUCCCAUGUGACAGGUUACUGUGACCGGAUCAUGCGACGGAGACUACGUCCUUGGGAUGACCUGUCAACACAACCAUCUAAUCUGCUCCCUUCACUGUGGAGCUCUAGUCGAGUCGUUGUACUAAUUAAGGUCCACCUGGCAUGCUCUCUAUUGACCCUGGUCAUGGCCUUAAUGCCGGCCACGGGGUCAAGCCAGGAAUCUGCAAAUGGCACCCAAGAUUUCUCAGAAAUAGUAUUCCACAACGCGUCAGCGACGUUUUCCGGUCCCGAGAUCUUCCGAAUCAAUUCCACGUCUUCGGAGAUAUCCGGAAAUGAUGCAAGCGUCCACAACAGCCCGUCGGUGUCGGUGGAAGAGGACAUACCUAGGGAGUACCCCACAGCCCUGGUCAUCGCCAGCUCUGUAGCGGCUGUCAGCAUUCUCGUGUUUUUCUUCCUAGCCUACUGCUGGCACACCCACCAGCUGGACAGCCGUGCCAGGAAGCUGGCCAUCAGACUAGCAGCCGACGCCGAGCAGGGAGCCCGGCGUCGGAGCUGCGUGGCGCCUCCGUCGAGGAGCCACAUCAGGGCGCCAUCCGUCUCCGAGCCGUCGCCCGACCGCAACCACUACGAGGCGCUGGCCUUGGAGGACGACUUGGGCCAGUAUAGCGACUGUGGUAGGAGCUCCAGAGGCGUGUCUGAGAGCGAGGCUGGAGACAGCGAGGACAUGUUUGGCCACCCCCACCUGCCAGGGAUAGGCGAACGUGGGCGGAGCUUUACCAAAGGAGUCAGAGGCGGACACAAAAAAUGGAAUCGGUCUAGAAAACACUCAUCUGGUGCCAGCCUAGACAAAAGAGAUUCGGCCGUAACUGAUAAAGAAAUUUUAACCCAUUUUGCAAGCAGAAGGCAUUCCACAUUUUUUAUUUAAUAUCAGCUUCACUGUGAUCCCAUUGUCUGCAAAACAAAUAUUUUAAUUUCAUGUUGAACUUAAUAUUUUGUUCUAUUGUUAUCAUCAUUCAUUUCUUUGAGUCUAACAAAUGAGUGAUUUCCCCCUCAUAACUCAUAUGUUUCAAGGGAGUUAACUGUGUAUGAAUUUCAACAAUGCAACAUUUAUUGUGUUAUUGCCCUUAGCUUGAACGUUUGUUGUGAUGUCUGGUAUUUUGGUUUCCCGAAUUUGAAUGAUUCUUAUUUUAGUAAAGAAUUUGUUGAGUUGAAAUACUUUGGUUUGGGCCGUUUUUUUUUUGUUUUUACAGAUGUUCAAAAAGACAGUCUAUUUUUAAUUUAUUAUACCGUUAAAACAUUUAAACAUAAGAGCUCUGUGUGAAUUUAAUUGUAAAUAAUUACACAGACUCUUUUGGAUUUUUUAACUCUAUCUCUCCAUACUUAUUUUCCACGUUCCAAUGAAAUUCUUCAUUUUGCUUAUUAGCGUUUCACUCCCCUGUUAGGGUUAAACUUCAAUAACUUUUUCUAUGUUAUCAGAAAACAUUUUAUUAGGCAUAGAAUUAUAGAAGACUACAUUCUCUUUUUAUAUAAUAGUAAUUAAAGUUUAUGAAUCCAAAAAUGCAAUUGAUGUAAUGAGGUCUAAUCAACAUUGGUAUCGUCAAUUAGAUGAGACAUUAUGUGUAGUUCCAUGAAAAGUAGAACAUUAAAUGUAAUAUUUAUUUACCAUAAGUGAGAAACUAAAAA
Molecule: messenger RNA, 2509 nt
Organism: Biomphalaria glabrata
Lineage: Eukaryota; Metazoa; Mollusca; Gastropoda; Planorbidae
Exons: 5
Coding region: 879-1751 (290 amino acids)
Source: RefSeq, a predicted model, not a curated record